AUGGCCGAUACAACAAUUACGACUACUGCCAUUGUCACGUUACGGCGGCACACUGGCUUGCUUCGCGCCGCGAUCAACGAGACUGAGCGGGUCAGGCUCCUUCUCCCCCCUCCUCUGUACGUCAACCCUCGGCGCUGCGCGACCUUCUCCCCACCGCGCCGCCCUUCACCCUCUAUCGCUCUCCCUCUCUCUGGUCCCCCCCAGCCCCCACAUCGCGGACUCCAGUCGCUGGUAGCCUGUCCCUUACCCUCGUUCCCAGCUGCGAUGCUGCAUCCGUCGUCAAUCGCUGUCCUUUUCUACUCGUGUCCUCAACCCCCUGCAUCCCACCCCGCGAAUUCCCACCGUCAUUCGCCCACGCCAUCUGCACUCUCCCCCAUUUCUCCCAUCCCAACAGACACAACUCCUUUGACACGCUCCCGUAGCAUCAGCGUGCGACAACCUGCUGCCCUUGCGCGUGCGCUCUUGGGACUAGUCCUCUGGAUGGGGAGAAUAUGCACGCGAUUAUUUUUGUUUUUGUGAGGAAAAUUGUCAAGGGGGUGUGGGAGUGUAAAGUAGUUGUACUGAAAUGAGUCAUGCGGAAAGAAAGAUUCAAUAAUUGUUGGCAGAUAAAUCAGUGGAGAAUUUUUGUUCCAGACCAACAUUAAAAUGUAUUUUUGAGAGAGGGGCUUCUAUUUUGGAAAUUUCAAUUUCAUUACACUUUGGCUUUUCUUUUCAAUUUCCAGAUGUAUGCAAUGUCUCUUAAAUGAGCUUGAAAUAUUUCAUAUAGAAUUCAAUCUGUAGAAAAAUCUCUUCUUAUAGGACUUCCUUUUAUUUUUAAUUUUUUACAAAUUGCAGAUUUAUUUGCGUAUAAUGAUCUACAGUCAUCUUAAAUAAUUUUAAAUAAUUAAUAGCAUUCAGAGAUAGAUGUGGAACACGUGGGAAUAAUGAGUUGAGGAACGACGCCCCUGAAACCUUAAAUUCCAAAGAUAUUCAAGAUUUAUUUUUUAUUUCACGGAAUUCGGAAAUUGCAUUCACUUCGUUUCAGAAUUUCAUGAUAGUCAGGAUUCCGUGAACUGCUUUCCCCUGAUAAAAAAUCCUAUCCUCUUUGACAUACAACAUGAAUGAAUGAUGUCAUUGAAUGUCCGAUAGAUUUCAAUCAAUUUCAUCCCGCGAUAUUAAAUGGAAAUGGAGAUAUAAAUUUUUCUCGUUGACUCUGAUUUUCAGGUUCACAAUGCGUGGAGGGAUCGAAUGGCCCGUAGGUCGCGGGUAUGGUAUAUUUCAAACUGGAGUUACGGUGAAAAAUUAUUAUGGGACAUAGAAAGCAAUGUGAAUGUAUGCAAAGGAUAAUCCGGGGCAUAAACUGUGCGUCGAAUCAACUCGGGGUAGGAUGCGUUUCUGCGAAGACGACAGGUGGAAGCGUUGAGAAAUACGGAUGCGUUAGGCAAUUAUUCAAUCCGCAUUUUUCAACGGUUUAUGAUUCCCGACGAAAUAUGCCGCAUUGUCUGGGGUUCGGAUCUUCACGUGAGGCUGAUCACCAAGGUCGGGGGAAAUGUAAUUGUAGGGAGAGCUGAAGUGGGUCAAAGUUAUGUGCGUUUGAGGUUCAAUACAAGACAAUAGCCCGCAACGGGAUUUUUGAGGGAUUCGUUUCCGUCAAAGGACGAGAUUUAUGAGUAUUGCGUAAAUUUACAUUUUGUUGUUAUGCUAUUAAUGAACGGGAAUAUUUAGAAAGCUCAGAAUAUGAGUUUUUCAAUUUUUCCUAGGAGUGAGUAAAUUUUUUGUCUCCAUUUUUCUCAAUUGAAAUCUAUAAAUAUAAUUUUUCAACGAGUUGAGUAUAAGAAUUCUUAUGAAUUCUAUUUAUUUCGCGACUUGUGAUA
Diachasmimorpha longicaudata is the source of this 1853-nucleotide messenger RNA. RefSeq lists its product as uncharacterized. The transcript has 2 exons. Bases 1 to 519 code for a protein of 172 amino acids. NCBI's taxonomy places the organism in Eukaryota, Metazoa, Arthropoda, Insecta, Hymenoptera, Braconidae. The record is from RefSeq and is a predicted model, not a curated record.